AUGUAUCCAUGUAUGUAUAUCUAGGUAUAUUGAUGUGAAUGAGAAGAAUGUAUACGGUAUGGCCGGACUUCAUGUUGCCUGUAGAUUCAAUAUCGUCAGUGCUGUCUCAGAUAUGCUCAGGCAUCCUGGAAUAUUAGUAAAUGAGAAAACAAUUCUAGGGAGCACACCGCUGAUGGUAGCGGUAAAAUACGCCAGCAAGCAAGCAGUAGAACAUCUCAUUAGAGACAAGAGAGUAGAUCUGGAUACAGUAGAUAAUAGAAACAGAAGACUGGAAGAAACUAUAGGAGCUGCUCUUCAUUCCCCCUCAGCUUCUGAAACUGCUCAUAUUCACGAAAUUAUACAGGACGAGAGACGGUUUCGGUCCGAGGGAGAAGGAAGAAGGAAUAGUCUUGAAGAAGAAGGAUUAGCUAUUGAUGGAACUCAUAGAACCCGAGUAUUCGGGAAGUUAAAGGAGCUGCUUGAGGAGCUCCGUGAGCUGCACAAGACUGAGUUGGAUAAACUUGAGCUGAGGCAAGAGGAGGAGGGUAGACAGCUCAUCACUAGGAUGGAUGAACAGAUCCAGCAGCUCAUCACACACCAGGAGCAGGAGAGGAUGAUGUUAAUGGAGAGAUUAAUGUUGGAGAAGGAGGAGUAUGGAACAAGACAGGAGGAGGAAAUGUGUCGGCUACUCAAGAAGCAGGAGGAGGAAUCACAGUUUCUUGCAAGAACCAGACCUGAUGCAGAUCUUUGUUCAUCAGGGAGUCCCAGACCACAGAGUACAAGAAGACCGAGUUUACAGGGGAUGAGUGACAAAAUGUCUCAGGGAGGAGGGGGUAGUGUAUGUAGUGGUUCCCCCUGGGAAUUCAGUACAACGGAUGAAGGAUACCUCACAAGUAAGGAAACUGAACUGCCUGAAAUGAUCCAUAGUGCUUGGAAGGAGCUUGAGUGCCCUAUUUGCAUGGAGGUAAUGGCUCCCCCAAGUAGGAUUUGGCAGUGUAAAAUGGGUCACGUGAUCUGUGAAUCUUGCAAGGACAGGGUGUCUUUGGAAAAUGGAGCCCAGCCUCCCUGUCCCACCUGUAAAACUGCUCCAUUUAUCGGACGAAAUUUAGCGCUGGAGCGUGUAGCGCGUUCUCUUUUCACAUCCAAGCAAUAGAUAUGAUAAAUAUGAUCUUUAUCCAGAACUUAAGCUGAACUUAAGCUGAAUUAAAGUUUAACUUGAGCUGAAGUUAAUCUGAAAUCAAGCUGAACUAAAGUUUAACUAAAGUCGAACUAAAGCUGAACUGAAGUUGAAUUAAAUAUCAACUGAAGCUGAACUUUAGCUGAACUUAGUUCAAAUUAAAGUUUAACUAAAGCUGAACUAAAGUUGAAUUAAAGUUGAACUUAUGCUGAACUAAAGUUGAACUAAAGUCGAACUUAGGCCGAAUUAAAGUCUAACUUAAGUCGAACUAAAGUCUGACUAAAGUUGAACUAAAGUUGAACUGUAUAGUCGAACUAGUUUUCUCUCUAUGUAAUGCAGGGUUUACCACAACGGAUAAGGCUUCAUGAGACGAUUGUUCGGAAUUUAUUUGCUCACCUAUCAUAUUAUUGUUUAAUUGCAAUUUUAAACAUGUUUCUUUCUUUUUCAAAUCAUUUACAAUGCUUAAAAAAAUGUUUUAGAAAAAAGAUACUUUUGAAAACUGUAUUUUAGGUAAAAGACUAAAUUCAACCUUGGGGUCGUCGUCUUUUUUUCCAUUUGUUUAUCAGUUUUGAAUGUUAAAAAUUUAUAAUUGUACCUAUAACUUAUGCUGUCUGCGGGUAGAACAAAUUUAAUUUAUGAUUAAAGAAUACUUCUAAACAUUUUAUUUUCUGCAUGGAAUAUAAGGACCUCAUUAAUUUGUGUACUAUACUCCGCAACCUCAAAAUUCUCAACAAGUAACAUGGCGAGAAUUUUUAAAAAAAAUAUGUGCACAGAUUACACAUACAGGACAAAAGAGGAAAUUCGUGUUUUACUUGUCUGACUUAAUUUUUAGAGAAUACGACUUUUCUCUCGUCAUCCCUUGUGUCAAUUCUGUCAAUGAAUUCAUAUACAAGAUUAUCCCUAAAGGAUGAGACUUGAAAGACGACCUGAAACUCUUUAAAUCUGACGAUACAGGGGUUAAAUUAAGUGUUCUGCUUUUUCAAUAUAGAAUUUUUAUGGUCAUUUUAAUGAUUUAUGAACGAAAGAAACAGUUUACAAUUGCAGAUAGGCAUAAAUGUAAGGAAACAGACAGUAUAAAUUCUGUAUAUCGUUUCUGAAGUCCUCGCCUGUAAGAACGGGAUUGGCACAUAUAUUAUGUCACCUGUUCGUGUAAUCUGUGUUGGUGAUAUAUACGCAAUACAAUGCAAAAUUCUUUCACUUGUUUCUUCUUCCACGAAAAGUAGAUAAAUAUUUAGGUAUA
Eurytemora carolleeae is the source of this 2396-nucleotide messenger RNA. RefSeq lists its product as uncharacterized. Gene Ontology annotation, molecular function: ubiquitin conjugating enzyme binding; ubiquitin protein ligase activity. The coding region runs from base 59 to 1132 and encodes 357 amino acids. Gene Ontology annotation, biological process: multicellular organism development; proteasome-mediated ubiquitin-dependent protein catabolic process. NCBI's taxonomy places the organism in Eukaryota, Metazoa, Arthropoda, Copepoda, Calanoida, Temoridae. The transcript has 14 exons. Gene Ontology annotation, cellular component: cytoplasm. The record is from RefSeq and is a predicted model, not a curated record.